Molecule: messenger RNA, 2628 nt
Organism: Triticum aestivum (bread wheat)
Lineage: Eukaryota; Viridiplantae; Streptophyta; Magnoliopsida; Poales; Poaceae
Product: E3 ubiquitin-protein ligase WAV3
Exons: 2
Coding region: 176-2398 (740 amino acids)
Source: RefSeq, a predicted model, not a curated record
UCACAUUAUUUAGGCGUUUGGGUCAGGGUCAAGCACGACGAACGUGACCUCCACGGCGGAAAUUAACACUGCUACAAUUAUUUUCCUUCCCGACGAAGCAUCUGCCUCGUUUUAUGUCGCCGCUGCCCUGCUGACUUGUUCGUCUCAGUUUCCACAGCAGCUUGCAGUCGCAGAGAUGGAAGCCCCUGACCAGGAGAAUCCUUGCGCCAUCUGCCUCGGCGGCAUGGCCGCCGGCGGCGGGCAGGCCACCUUCACGGCGGAGUGCUCACACACCUUCCACUUCAAUUGCAUCUCCGCCAGCGUCGCGCACGGCCACCUCGUCUGCCCGCUCUGCAACGCGCGCUGGCGAGAGCUGCCGUUCCUAAGACCCACCGCGCCGGUGCCGCAGCCGCAGCCGCGUACGCUGCCUAGGCUGGGUCGUCCCGUUCCCAUGCACGCCGUGCAGCCUCCGAGCGAGCCCAUAGCAUCGCCUCCUCUCAUGCACGGCGGGAUGCCUCCGUUCCCAGCGCAGGUACCGCUGCCGCCGCACGGGCAUAUCAUGCAGCAUCACCAGCCGCCGCCGCCGCCGCCGGAUGCGCAAAUCAUGCAGCAUCACCAGCCGCCGCCGCACGUGCACACCGUCCAGCAUCAUCAGCCGCCGCCCGAGCCUGCGGUCGUCUUCAACGACGACGAGCAGGUGGAGCCGGCCUCCGGGCAGCCAGCUGACAGCACACCGGCAGCUGCGUCGAACGGGGCAGUGGUCGUCAAGACGCACGCCGAGUACUCGGCCGUCGCCCGGGACUCGUCCAGCGACAACUUCGCCGUGCUCGUGCACGUCAAGGCUCCAUCGAUGGCCAACACCGUGGCGGCCGGCAGCGACAAGCCGCCGCCGCGCGCGCCGCUGGACCUCGUGACGGUGCUCGACGUCAGCGGCAGCAUGAGCGGCCACAAGCUGGCGCUGCUGAAGCAGGCCAUGCGGUUCGUCAUCGACAACCUUGGCCCCGACGACCGCCUCUCCAUCGUGUCCUUCUCCUCCGAGGCGCGCCGGCUGACCAGGCUCACGCGCAUGUCGGACGCCGGGAAGGCACUGGCCGUGAGCGCCGUGGAGUCCCUCGUGGCGCGCGGCGGCACCAACAUUGCCGAGGGGCUCCGCACGGCCGCCAAGGUGCUCGACGAGCGCCGGCACAGGAACGCCGUCUCCAGCGUCGUGCUCCUCUCCGACGGCCAAGACACCUACACCAUGAUGAGGCGCCGUGGAUCGUCUGGCGUCCAGGCCAACAACUAUGAGGAGCUCGUCCCGCCCUCCUUCGCGCGCACUGGCGCUGACGGUGAGUGGUCCGCGCCGAUCCACACCUUUGGCUUCGGCAACGACCACGACGCGGCCGCGAUGCACGUCAUAGCCGAGGCGACAGGCGGCACGUUCUCGUUCAUCGAGAAAGAGGCUGUGAUCCAGGACGCGUUCGCGCAGUGCAUAGGCGGCCUGCUCUCCGUCGUGGUCCAGGAGGCGCGCAUCGCCGUGUCGUGCGUGCACCCCGGCGUUCGUGUCGUGUCCGUCAAGUCCGGCCGUUACGAGAGCCGCGUCGACGAGGACGGCCGCGCUGCGUCUGUUCGAGUUGGGGAGCUCUACGCCGACGAGGAGAGGCGUUUCUUGCUGUUCCUGGCCGUGCCAAGAGCCGAAGCGACAGACGGCGACACCACUGCUCUGGUGAAAGUGGUCUUCAGCUACAGAAACGCGGCGACCGGCGCGGAGGUGAGCGUGACGGCCGAGGACACGGCGGUGGCGAGGCCAGAGCACGCGCCGAGCGCGUCGGAGCGGUCGGUGGAGGUGGAGCGGGAGCGCAUCCGGGUGGAGGCGGCAGAGGACAUCGCGGCAGCGAGGGCGGCGGCGGAGCGGGGCGAGCACCAGGAGGCGGUGGAGAUCCUUGAGAACCGUCAGCGAGCGCUGGAGCAGUCGGAGGCGGCAGGGGACGGCGACCCCAUGAUCAUGGCACUGGGGGCCGAGCUGCAGGAGAUGCGCGAGCGCGUGUCAGACCGGCAGAGCUACAUGCGGUCGGGCCGGGCGUACAUGCUGGCCGGCAUGAGCGCGCACCAGCAGCAGCGCGCCACCUCCAGGCAGAUGCUGGAGCCGGAGGAGCAGCAGACGUUGAUGAGGGCGCGGAAUGGUGGACCGAGGAGGAUGAUCAGAAGAGGAGUGGGGUCGAUCGCGGGGGGAUAUAGGGCGGCGGCGCCAGUGGCCGAGGCGUCCAACGAGGCGACGAUGUCGUACGCGACGCCGGCCAUGCGCGCCAUGCUGCUGCGCUCGCGUGUGGCGCGGGGGGCGUCGACCGAGCAAGGACAGCAGGAGGAGCAGCCGCCCAUGGCCGGAGAAGAAGAUGCCGGGAGCUCCGAAGUGAAGAUCCAAGCCCCAAAGGAGACGUAACCAGUAGCCAUUCUGCAUACGAGCUAUCAUUUCGAGCGAGUUUGGACUUGGAAUAAUUUUAUUGCUUUUUUAUAUACUGGGACAAAUUUGGUGAGUGUUUCUCCUGUGUAACUACUACCUGAGUGUUUUACAGGGACGCAUAAAAGUUUGUUUCUUUUCUGAAACACCACCUGAAGAGUUGUGGAAAACAAAUCUUUUGGGGGUAAACUCGAAUGCAAAUCUCAUGAACA